This is a messenger RNA of Penicillium paradoxum, 1659 nucleotides long. Its product is annotated as fungal specific transcription factor domain-containing protein. Gene Ontology annotation, cellular component: nucleus. NCBI's taxonomy places the organism in Eukaryota, Fungi, Ascomycota, Eurotiomycetes, Eurotiales, Aspergillaceae. The record is from RefSeq and is a predicted model, not a curated record. Gene Ontology annotation, biological process: DNA-templated transcription. Gene Ontology annotation, molecular function: zinc ion binding; DNA binding. The coding region runs from base 1 to 1659 and encodes 552 amino acids. The transcript is spliced from 4 exons.
AUGUUCAUGCAGUCGCAGUACACAGGCGAGAAUAUCUUGCUGAUCCAAGCUGCAGAUGUUCUCAGACAACUUCUAAACACAUUCCCUCUAGCCGCCAUGAAAGAUUUUGUUACUUUUUGGCUUGCAACCGGGGCAAAUCUAGCUCUAGCAGAGUCCUUCACCGAGAAAUGUACCGAAAACAUGACGCGUCUAUUUAGGUCGUUCUCGCAAGAGGAAAACUGGCAUUUGGCAUAUGCACAACGUCUAACACAAAACUCCCGAGAACCUUUACAGUUCAGCAGCACCUCCGAUAUGGACAGUUUCUCGGCCCAGUUUCUGGACCAGAAUUUCCGAUGGGAAAGUUUAGGCAUUUUCCUGUCUGCUGUUGGUCGAGCAACGAUUGACAUUUCGUUUUUCCCUUCGUUGUUCAAGACAGAAAAGGAUCAAUUUGUCCUUCGGAAGCUAUCUACAAGACUUGGUGACCUUGCGUUGGAUAUUGCUCUUUCGCUGGAUUCCUUGAACGACCUCCAGCUGCUUCUGCAGUACGAGAAUUUCAUUUUACAUACCCAUGUUGAUGGGGAUCAAAGUUAUCAUUCGUGGAGCAGACUCGGUGACGUUAUUUCGACUAUUUUUGCACUGGGAUACCAUGAAGACGUCGAAAAGACCAAACCGCCAAUUCCGAGAUUUCUCGCAGAAUUGCGAAAGGCGGCUUGGGCUACCAUCUACUCCGCAGACAAGAAUGUGGCUAUAUUCCUUGGUCGGCCACCUCGAAUGAGCAAGCGUUUCUGUCACUUCCAACUACCCCUAACUCCAACAGACUCGGAUCAAGUUUCAGACAUCUCUGAAUUUGGCGACGAGACCGUCAGAUGGAACCCAGACACACCGAUAUGUUACAAAUCAGGUAUUCGGUGGGCGACCCUAUGCGCCGCGCUGAAAGAAGAUAUUCUCGAACUGCCUCGGUACAAACAUCGAGAUAAUUUCAACCACAAAGCCAGCAUCAUCCGGCAAAAAGCUGAAAGUCAAUGGGCCAACCUGCCUUCGAAGUUUCGACUCUCGGCUAGUUUGAAAGAAUGCUCAGCGAAUGCAUUCGAACGCGACAUCUUAGCUAGCAUACGCCUGGAUCAAUUACAUGUUCUUUUCUUACUCCAGUUGUCGUUUCUUGAUACCCUGACAGAACCUGACCCUUUGAUCCUCGAUAUCUCGGAUCAAACGCUUGCUCUAGUCGUGGAAGCAAUUCUCUUGCGCGAUCAACUCAUCAACUCUGGAACCGGACUAGUUUGGAAGAUUGCCCAUUUUGGCCUCCCGGCUGCAGGUAUUAUCCUCCUGUCAGUGUUGAAACAACACCACACAUUGACGGAGGCCAGAUCUUCAUGGUCCAAAACGAUACUUAAUCUCGGGAUUUUUGUUGCACAAGUCCAGGUUGGAAGCAUUGUGCGGCGUGGAGAUCCCAAUUAUGCAUUGAUAUCCAAAGCCACACAAACCAUCGAAAGGUUCCUUGAUUCAGUCCACCGGGAAGGAAUCCAACCGCCAACACAAGCACCAUCGCAAAUAGGAGAGAAUAAUGGGGACUGGGCUGCAUUCUUCAGCCAGGAUUUGUGUGAUUUCGAGACUGACUUCUGGGAGAAUCUUGCGUAUCAUCCUUCUUUGCUAGCCUCGGAUGCUAGUUUGCCUCCGAUAUAA